AUGUCUAUAAUGCCAAUAUCAACAAAUGAUUAUCAUCAACAAUAUUUUUCAUCGAUAAACUUAUUACCAAAAAUUCCACGAACAAAUAAUCGUAUAACAAGUUUUUAUAUUAAUGAUAUACUUGGUGAUACAAUAAAAAGUUAUAAAGAAGAAUAUUGUCAAUCAAUUUUAACAAAUAAUAAUGAAGAUUUAUUAAUUAAUAUACAAAAGAAAAAAAAGAAAAAAGCUCGAACAACAUUUACAGGUAAACAAAUAUUUGAACUUGAAAAAAAAUUUGAAGAUAAAAAAUAUUUAUCAUCAACUGAACGUGCUGAAAUGGCAACAUUACUUACAGUUACUGAAACACAAGUUAAAAUUUGGUUUCAAAAUCGUCGUACAAAAUGGAAAAAAGCAGAAAAUAUAUCAAAUGCUGAAGCAGCUGAACAUAAAUUAGGUAUAAGAAAAAUGUCAACAUCAUCAACAUCAUCAUUAGAUAAUAAUCAAAAACAACUUAUACAAGUAUCUAUAGAUGAUAAUACAAGUAGUAAAAAUAGUAUUUGUAGUUCAAUGGAUUCUCAUCGAUCAGAUGAACAAAUUUCUAAUACAUCAACACUUCCUUUACUUUAUUUUAAUGAUUUUACACAUUUACUUCAAUCAUCAACAUCAUCAACACUUCAUGAACAUUCUUAUUCAAUUUCACCAUCAACUUCAUCAUCUUUAUUAAAUCAUGAAAUAAAUCAUUGUUCAUCUUCAGGUUCAACAUCUGUUAAUGAUAAUAAUGAUGAUUUUAAACGAAAUAAAAAUAUUCGAGAAAGAGAACGUAAUUAA
Molecule: messenger RNA, 807 nt
Organism: Rotaria sordida
Lineage: Eukaryota; Metazoa; Rotifera; Eurotatoria; Philodinida; Philodinidae
Source: the annotation of a GenBank genome assembly